CGCUUAUCCUAUUGAAUAUCAUUGAACGUCUCUCUUAAGAAAAGUGACAUAGGAUGCCGCAGAAUAUCUACGAUCAAGAUGAUUUUUUCGAGAGAUAUAUCACCUUGGACCGUCAAGUUAAAGGGCUCAUAGGUGCCCGAGAAUGGCCUCAACUGAGAGCAUUGCUUCCAGAUCUCAAUGGUCUCGAUAUACUGGAUUUAGGUUGCGGGUUUGGCUGGUUUUCUCGGUUUGCAAGAGAAAACAGUGCAGCGUCUGUCCGCGCGAUCGACUUCUCUCAAAAUAUGUUGGAUAGAGCACGGGUGAUGACCGAUGAUGAAAAGGUCACGUAUGAGAGGGCUGAUCUCGAUGAACUAAUAUUGCCGGAAAACCAAUAUGACCUCGUUUUUAGUUCUCUUGCCUUCCAUUAUCUCGUUCACUUACCGAAUUUAAUCAAGGAGAUAAGCAAGAGUUUGAAACCGUCAGGUCGGCUCGUUUUCUCUAUUGAGCAUCCAAUAUACACCGCGCCGUCGAAUCCUGCCUUCCUGGUGGAUGACGAGAGAAAGAAAAAGAUCUGGCCACUGGAUGAUUACCGGAAAGAAGGAUCAAGAACGACUAAGUGGUUUGUAGAUGGUGUCCAGAAACAGCAUCGAACAAUCGGCUCUUAUAUCAAUAUUGUGUUAAGCAGUGGCCUUCAGCUUACAGACUUUAUUGAAUGGCUUCCAACGGAAGAAGAACUAAAGGUAUAUCCAGCUUCGGAAGAUGAUGGAAUAAGACCAAAAUUCCUGUUGGUCGGGGCGAUGAAAUGUUGAAUGUUCAAGGUCAAAGUUAUGGCUGCCUGGAGUACGAAGCCCAGGAAAGUUUAUUGAUAACUUUGGAACCGUAAACUGCAUAUAUAGGAUAUGUACCUACAUAUGCAUUAUUGAUGAUAUAUGCAGCUAAAGACUACAGCUCAUAUUAAUCUCGUACUGAGGCAGAUAGAUCUUCAAG
Molecule: messenger RNA, 966 nt
Organism: Annulohypoxylon maeteangense
Lineage: Eukaryota; Fungi; Ascomycota; Sordariomycetes; Xylariales; Hypoxylaceae
Product: methyltransferase type 11
Exons: 2
Coding region: 54-788 (244 amino acids)
Molecular function (GO): S-adenosylmethionine-dependent methyltransferase activity
Source: RefSeq, a predicted model, not a curated record